Molecule: messenger RNA, 1164 nt
Organism: Eremothecium sinecaudum
Lineage: Eukaryota; Fungi; Ascomycota; Saccharomycetes; Saccharomycetales; Saccharomycetaceae
Gene: DCC1
Product: Dcc1p
Exons: 1
Coding region: 1-1164 (387 amino acids)
Biological process (GO): maintenance of mitotic sister chromatid cohesion; mitotic sister chromatid cohesion
Cellular component (GO): Ctf18 RFC-like complex; nucleus; chromosome, centromeric region
Source: RefSeq, a predicted model, not a curated record
AUGGUCAAAGCAAAGUAUAAGUGCGGUGAUCAAGAACUUUGGAGUAUGCCUACUGUUGAUUUAUAUACUGUGCUAGAAAAUAAGCCGAAUCAUAAGCUUUUAAAGCUUACUCCGGAGUUAUUAGAGGCAUUUAAAAACGGCGAUGUGACGUUUAAGGCGAUGGACAUGAACAGUGAAGUCGUGCUAUGUUCGAAAGAUAAGACUUGGGCUGUGAGACAGAAGAACCACUCUAAUACUGUGAUGCUUAUGAAGGAAUUAGACGUGAAAAAUAGAGCUCAAGGUGAGGAAUAUGAUGUAAAUGGUAGGAUGAAGCCUUCACCGCAAAGUUACUUGGCGUAUUCAAGACAGAAAUUUGAACUAGAACCUAAGAUUAUUAAGGGCAGAAUUGCGGUUGGUAGAUUGCCUAUAUAUCAUGGAGAACAAGAUUUUCCAGUGGGACAGGGGAAUUGCGUUAUGAUGGAUGAAUUUAAGCGCUGUUCGCCGUGUUCAGAAAAAGAGUUCGAUGCCAGCUGGUACAAGCUGAGAGGUUGUACUGUGAAUGGAUACGCGUGUAUUCUAUCAGAAGACUUGUUAUCGCGGGCGCUUCAUAUUACAUUGAUGAGUGUGCUUGCAGAAUCGAUGGCAAUUGAGAAUAUAGGUCUAGAUGAAAUCCAUGAUACCAUUACAAAGGACCUAACGGAAGGGUUGGCGCACAAUCCCUACUGUAAGGAGGUCAUACGCACGGUACUCUGCAAGUUUGGAGAGCCAUGUCAAGGAGAAAAUGGUCGGUAUGGCUUGCAUUUGGGUCGGAUUUCCCAGUGGUAUGGGAUCUGCGCGCUAAGGAAGUUUGCGUUUCGUGAACCCGUCCUGGAGGAAGAGUUCAUGAUCAAAUGGAAGUCUCUGUUUCCGCCCUUCUUUCAAUGCGAUAUUGAUCUAGAUCUACUCUGCGGAGAGUUUGCGCGUCCUGGAGCGAAUACAGUACAGUAUCUACCCAAGGACACGCUACCCGUUAAUGCCAAGGAUCGCUUUAAGCAACUUUUUAAGAUCCAGCGAUCCUGGAACCUAGAACACAUUGUCCCCUUCAUAGAAGAUCUCAAUACCAGAGGUAUAAACAUCGAAUCUUUUGUGAUGAAGUAUGCGCGUAGGAAAAAGCAAGGUAAGACUGUUAUUGUUACAGCCCGGUAA